Molecule: messenger RNA, 321 nt
Organism: Aspergillus niger
Lineage: Eukaryota; Fungi; Ascomycota; Eurotiomycetes; Eurotiales; Aspergillaceae
Exons: 4
Coding region: 1-321 (106 amino acids)
Source: RefSeq, a predicted model, not a curated record
AUGUCGCAUCUCAAUCAAUUUCAGUGUAAAGGACAAUUGAGGAAGCAACUUGUCAUAGCAGGCUUUCAGCCUGACUCUGCCCUACGGAGGAGGGUCUUGCAUUACCUUGCCAAUUGUGACAGGGCACCCACCGGCAAGCUCGGACCUGUAGCCAAACCUAACAAGAUCAUCCGAAUGGCAACAUGCCCAGAUAAUAAGUUAUUUGUGCUUUUAGUUCUGCGUCUCCUCGAGAUCCUCGGGCCAGCCAGGUACGAGAAGCCGGAUGUAGAUGGGAAGCUGGAUGGACCCAUUGGGGCCGGAAACAUAGUAAUCCUACCAUAG